ACCUUAACAGACAGACACAGUCAACUACCGGACUGAAGCCAGCCUGAACAGACCAGACCUUAACAGACAGACACAGUCAACUACCGGACUGAAGCCAGCCUGAACAGACCAGACCUUAACAGACAGACACAGUCAACCACCGGACUGAAGCCAGCCUGAACAGACCAGACCUUAACAGACAGACACAGUCAACUACCGGACUGAAGCCAGCCUCGACAACCACAGAGAGCAGAGCAGAGGGGACUGUAAGAAUGUCAGUCUGACGGAGACAUAGACUGUUGUCCUGUUUUAUUCUCAAUCUUCAAGACUUCCACCCCCUGGAUGGUGUGCAGGACACAGCUGCUUGUGGAGUAUGGGUACAACUGCCAGCGCAGCGCCACAACCCGUCUCUGUCUCAGGCUCCAUAUCCUCUGUAGCAGCGCCCCAGCAUCCUCCUCCGCGUGAGAGUCUCCAUGGCAACGGGGCGGUGAACAGCAGGCAGUCUCUCAGCAUGAGCUCUUCCCAGACGGUGAAGAUCCACAGCGGCAAGGCCAAGUCUAUCAUCACCAACAAGGUGGCGCCUGUCGUCAUCACAUAUAAUUGCAGACAGGAAUUUCAGAUCCACGAUGACCUCUUCAGAACAAACUACAAAGUGGGCCGGAUAUCAGACUCAAUGCCUGAACACUACUUGGUACAGGGUGAGUUCUUCAUGGUCCAGGACGUGUACAGCAAGGCUGACGUCCUCAACACUACAGGCAGCUACGGAGCGCCAAACUACCGCCAGGUGAAAGGAAGCUACCCGCUGUACGGCAUGGGCCAGCCCAGCCUGAAUGGCUUCAAACAGGUCCUCCAAAGACUACAGAGUCAAGGGCAUGAGGAGGUGAUGUUCUUCUGUGUGCGUGAGGAACCGGUGGUGUUCCUGCACCUGGAGGAGAACUUUGUUCCAUACACCCCGCGGAGGAAGGAGAACCUCCAUGAGAAUCUCCAUGGCCUGGACAAGGAGGAGACGGUGGAGACCCUGGAGCUCACCAUCAGGAAGGAGCUCCACGACUUUGCCAAGUUGAACGACAACGCGUUCUACGUGUAUAACGAUAUCGAGCACUUCAAGGGCGAGCCUCAGAGGAGGACCAUCACCUGUGAGGAGGACAUCCAGGUCACAGAGGAGGUCUACAGGAGACCUCUGUUCACCAUGCCUCUCUACAGGUACUACCGGCUGCCACUACCGAUGGAGGGAGCACCUCUAGAGGAGGAUUUUGAUGCCUUUGUUACUGUUCUCAGGGAGAGCCCCAACCUGUCUCUGAGAAGGGACGUUUCCAGGCCUCUGCCUGCCCUGUUGUUCAGCUGUCAGGUGGGGGUAGGGCGGACCAAUCUAGCCAUGAUCCUGGGGACCCUGGUCCUCAACCACCUGAAGACAACCCAGGAAUCACCACAAGCGGAAGAGGCAGAAGCCAAGCCCCUGUUCCAAGUCAUUCAGACCCUCAUCAACAGACUUCCUGAAGGCCAACAGGUCAUGGAAGAGGUUGACCAAGCGAUCGCUCUGUGUUCAGAAAUGCACAACAUGAAAGAAGCGAUGUAUGAAAAUAAGAAGAAGCUGGAAGCGAUCGGAGAUGAUUAUCACAUUCAGGGAAGCACAACCAAAGACUACUUUCUCCACAGAGCCAUCCAGAGCCUGGAACGUUAUUUCUACCUGAUUGUGUUCAACGCGUACCUUCAUGAACAGUAUUCUCUUGGCUUUGCGUCCAACUUCAGCCAGUGGCUGUGUGCUCACCCCUGGGUGUACCGCCUGCUGGCCUGUAUGGACCUAUCAGAACUCUCCGCUCCGCCUGAUCUCGUCACCAAGGGAGCCCGCGUUCUGGUUGCUCAUGAGUACCUGUCUCCAGACAUACUCAGCACAGUGAAGGAGAUGAAGGUGGCUAACUUCAGAAGAGUCCCCAAGAUGCCUGUCUACGGAAUGUCUCAGCCUACAUCAGAGGCGACGGGUGCGGUGUUGACCCACCUGACGGAUGAGAAGAGGAAGUACAGCCACGUCCUGUGGGUCAACCUGCAGGAGGAGCUGGUUCUGGAGGGGAAUGGACAGAUCUUCACCCCCAGAGAACCGUCCUGCAUGGGGCAACACAUCCCUGUCCCCGCCACAGACCCCACGCAGAUAGAGAAACUAGAGACGGCCCUGGGAGAGGAGGUUCAGAGAGCCCAGAAGUGGCUGGAGGUGACUCUGGAGCAGGAGAAACAGAUGAAGAUGUUUAAAAGCUGUCUGACGGUCCAGGAGGUGUUCAAGCAGUACCAGAGAACACACCAGGGACUGUUCUAUAAACGUAUCCCUCUGGCAGACUGCUGCGCUCCCAAGGAGGAGGACUUUGACCAGCUCUUGGAGGCCAUGAAGAGUACCUUGGCAGAGGACUCUCACUCAGCCUUCGUGUUCAACUGCUCCAACGGCAAGGGAAGGACCACCACGGCCAUGGUCAUAGCUGCUCUCACUGUCUGGCACUUCAAUGGCUUUCCUGAGUUUGGUGACGAUGAGAUUGUCAGUGUUCCUGAUGCCAAGUACACAAAGGGAGAAUUCAAGGUGGUGAUGCAGCUAGUCAGACUACUGCCGGACGGCCACCAGAUGAAGAGGGAGGUGGACAUGGCUCUGGACUCAGUUAGCGAGACCAUGACCCCCAUGCAUUACCACCUCAGAGAGAUAAUCAUCUGUACCUACAGACAGAUUAAAAGUGGUAAGAGUGAGAAGGAGGUGCUGCAGCUGCAUCUGAAGAGUGUCCAGUAUCUGGAGCGUUACAUGUACCUGAUCCUCUUCAACAGCUACCUGCAUCUGGAGAAGAAAAACUCCUGGCAACGAUCCUUCACCACCUGGAUGCAACAGGUGGCAGCCAGGGCCGGGGUGUACGACCUUCUCAACCAGCUGGGUUUCUCCGAGUUUGAGAACCUUCGGGACACGCCACUUGCCAGGCUCCGCUGCCGGUGGCAACGACAGAACAUCCAAUCACGUCCCUUCAGGGGGGCGUUGAUCUGAGCUGAGGAGAGAUCACUGUGAACCGCCAGACUAUGGCUGCUUCUGAAGUGGUACUCUAUUCCCUGUAUAGUUCACUACUUUUGACCAGGGCCCUCUGCACUCUAAAGGGACUAGGGUGCCAUUUUAUACAACCUAUGUCCUCCUGUGCUUUUUAUUUUAUUUUUAUAUAUACCUUUAAAAUUUAAUAAUGCUUUGUAUUUUGAAAUGUAAUAAUGCUUUGUAUUGUUACCCUCGUAUCACUCUGAUACUGUAUUAUUAUAAUACUGCUUUUUACAAACCCACUACCAAUGUUAAUUAGUAUUAGAAUGGAUGUUUCAGUACUGUCAGUCGGUAUUUCCUGGUUCUGAUGCUUCUGCUCUGACUGCCGCCGAGAUUCAAGCUGACAUUUUUACGUCUCAUUUGCUCUAUUGUUCCAUUGUUAAUAUAGGAGGAGAAUUCAUUCAUAUUUUGCCCCCUUGGUGAGAACUGCCUUACUAGUAUGGACCCUAUAGGUUUACUAGUAUGGACCCUAUAUGUUUACUAGUAUGGACCCUAUAGGUUUACUAGUAUGGACCCUAUAGGUUUACUAGUAUGGACCCUAUAGGUUUACUAGUAUGGACCCUAUAGGUUUACUAGUAUGGACCCUAUAGGUUUACUAGUAUGGACCCUAUAGGUUUACUAGUCUGGACCUUAUAGGUUUACUAGUAUGGAAUCUAUAGGUUUACUAGUAUGGACCCUAUAGGUUUACUAGUAUGGACCCUAUAGGUUUACUAGUAUGGACCCUAUAGGUUUACUAGUAUGGACCCUAUAGGUUUACUAGUAUGGACCCUAUAGGUUUACUAGAAUGGACCCUAUAGGUUUACUAGUCUGGACCCUAUAGGUUUACUAGUAUGGACCCUAUAGGUUUACUAGUAUGGACCCUAUAGGUUUACUAGUCUGGACCCUAUAGGUUUACUAGUAUGGACCCUAUAGGUUUACUAGUAUGGACCCUAUACGUUUACUAGUCUGGACCCUAUAGGUUUACUAGUAUGGACCCUAUAGGUUUUAUCAGAGGAGGUUUAUAUUCACCUGGCAGAACAAACAGCUUAGUCAUUAGGGGUUGAAAUGAAGGGUUAAAGUAGGGUUACGUUUAGGGUUAGAAACCAGGGUUAUGUUAAGGUUAGUUUGAGGUUAUGUUAAGGUUAGUUUGAGGUUAUGUUAAGGUUAGUUUGAGGUUAUGUUAAGGUUAGUUUGAGGUUAUGGUAAGGUUAUUUUGAUGUUAUGUUAAGGUUAGUUUGAGGUUAAGGUUAGUUUGAGGUUAUGUUAAGGUUAGUUUUGAGGUUAUGUUAAGGUUAGUUUGAGGUUAUGUUAAGGUUAGUUUGAGGUUAUGUUAAGGUUAGUUUGAGGUUAUGUUAAGGUUAGUUUGAGGUUAUGUUAAGGUUAGUUUGAGGUUAUGUUAAGGUUAAUUUGAGGUUACGGUAAGGGUUCGAGGUAGGGAAAGGCUUCAACUUUUGGGCUAGCGGAACUCCACCUCCGUAAAUAUUCUGCCAGUUAAAUAGACACCACCUUAAUCAGAAGACAGUAUUAGUGUUAGUCUGUAUUGGAACGUUUCUCCAGUUUAAAAUAUAGUUGAAACUACAGACUUUUAAAACAAACAGCUUAUUGGUUUAGAUGGAAUACAUUUCUGUUACUUUUAAUCGACAUACAGUAUCGGUUGUCUCCAAGUCCACUCCCAGGUAUUCGUUUGCCAAACUGCUGUAGAUGCUGCCAAAGCUAAGCUUCUGCUCUGUGUUUUACUGCUGUUUGCAUGUGUCUCAGUCCUCACUUCUUCACAGCGGUUUCUCCUCUCAUUAAAGGGCUAAUCUGCAUCAGGUUCAUCCAUCUUUUAGAUAUAUUUUUCCUUCAAUAAUGAUAUAUACCAAUUGAUCCUUGAAGAAUAUAACUUGUAAAUGGCUCGAGUUAAAUCCAACUGUCGUACCCCAUCAGAACCCCAAAAUAUACGCUUGUUUUACUCCAAGGUUUGUAAAAGAAUGUCAAUGUAAACCCUGUAUAGCCUCAAAACAUGGUUAAACUAUAAUGUUGAUAUCAUGGAUGGUCUGUCCUUGUAUCCAUGGCUCUAUGAAUUUGAGUGGUUACAUUGUUCCAGCCCCGUCCCUCUGCCUUUUACCAGAACAGUGGUGGCAUGGACGCUUUGUGUGCUCUCAGCUGUGAAUUCCCCCUUUUUAAAGGGUUAAUAUGGGAUUGAAACGACAACGAAGCAGUCUCUCUGUCACCUGUUUCGGUAAACAGCUGAGGGAUGGACCUGGAGAAAUGGAACCACACAGCAGUCUCUCUGUCACCUGUUUCGGUAAACAGCUGAGGGAUGGACCUGGAGAAAUGGAACCACACAGCAGUCUCUCUGUCACCUGUUUCGGUAAACAGCUGAGGGAUGGACCUGGAGAAAUGGAACCACACAGCAGUCUCUCUGUCACCUGUUUCGGUAAACAGCUGAGGGAUGGACCUGGAGAAAUGGAACCACACAGCAGUCUCUCUGUCACCUGUUUCGGUAAACAGCUGAGGGAUGGACCUGGAGAAAUGGAACCACACAGCAGUCUCUCUAUCACCUGUUUCGGUAAACAGCUGAGGGAUGGACCUGGAGAAAUGGAACCACACAGCAGUCUCUCUGUCACCUGUUUCGGUAAACAGCUGAGGGAUGGACCUGGAGAAAUGGAACCACACAGCAGUCUCUCUGUCACCUGUUUCGGUAAACAGCUGAGGGAUGGACCUGGAGAAAUGGAACCACACAGCAGUCUCUCUGUCACCUGUUUCGGUAAACAGCUGAGGGAUGGACCUGGAGAAAUGGAAUGUGUGUGACCAUAUGUGUACUGAUCCUGGAUUCUUCCUUUUGACUGAUAUCUCUGCAUGCUUGGAACAGCUGCUGAAGCCAUUGAUGCAACCGACUCAUUUGAGGUUUCCAACUUCAGUAAAAGGUGUGUGUGUGUCCCCCUCCUCUUAGGAUAUUGGAUGUGUCCCAAAUUUCACCCCAUUCCAAACAGUAGUGCACUACUCUUGACCUGGGACCAUUGUGCUCUGGUGAAAAGUAUUGCAGUAAGUAGUUGUCCCCCCCCACACGGUGUCCUCUUCUCUCCCGUCUCCUGCCGUCUUCUAUUCUCUGUUGUUAUGAACUGCAUUUUAAGGUGUUUUGCCAACAAACUAUUAUGAGUAUAUUUAGAAAAUCUAAGCGACCGUUCGUACUUCAAGUCAGCCUCUCCAAGAACGGAUACGUU
Molecule: messenger RNA, 6213 nt
Organism: Oncorhynchus mykiss (rainbow trout)
Lineage: Eukaryota; Metazoa; Chordata; Actinopteri; Salmoniformes; Salmonidae
Source: RefSeq, a predicted model, not a curated record